AACCACAUUCAAUACACCAUUACGUUAUUGCAGCAUUCAAUAGUACUCUCAUAAUUAUUUCGCUCUGUUUUUGAGUACUAUACUCCAACAUCACAACCCACAUUUGUCAAUAUAUACCUACAUAUAUUAUUAUAUAACUGACCAAUUCUAGUUCCAAAACUGGAUAAAGUAUUGUAAAGAAAUUACAACAGCAUGGAACUUAUUCUCGUUCCAAAAUGGCUACUAUCUAUAGGAUUAGCACUAAUACUAGCAGUCCAGCAGCACUCCUCCAACUGUUCGGCCAUGGCGACAAAAAUUCCCGCCAUCAUUGUAUUCGGAGACUCAACAGUGGAUGCUGGAAACAACAAUCAAAUAUUGACACUUUUGAAGAGCAAUUUUCAUCCAUACGGCCGUGAUUUCUCUGGCGGCCGCCCCACAGGCCGGUUCUCCAACGGGCGAAUCCCGCCCGAUUUUAUCUCAGAGGCUUUCGGCCUGAGGCCUAUCGUACCGGCAUAUUUGGAUCCCACGUACAACAUUACCGACUUUGCAAUAGGUGUUUGCUUUGCUUCUGCUGGAACUGGCUACGAUUCUGCGACCUCUGAUGUACUAAAUGUGAUGCCGCUAUGGAAAGAAAUUGAGUACUACAAGGAGUAUCAAAACAAGUUGAAAGCGUAUGUGGGGCAUCGGAGGGCAAGGACAAUAUUGAAACAAGCAGUGUACUUAGUGAGCUUAGGAACCAAUGAUUUUUUGGAGAACUAUUACAUCUUUCCCAGGCGGCGUUUGAAGUACACAAUAGACGAGUACCAGGAUUUUCUUAUUGAAAUUUCUACAAAUUUUCUCAAGGAACUCUACAGCCUUGGAGCUAGGAAAAUAUCCCUUACAGGGCUUCCUCCAAUGGGUUGUUUGCCUUUGGAAAGAACCCUUAAUAUUUUUGGGAAUAAUGAGUGUGAUGAUAAAUUGAACAAGGUAGCUCUGAAAUUUAAUGCCAUGUUAAAGAGUAUGACAACAAAGCUGAAUGAUGAGCUCCCUGGCUUGAUAUUGGUGUUCACAGAAAGCGUUUAUGGUCUUCUGUAUAGCAUGAUAAACAACCCUGCUUCCUAUGUGGGUGCAGGAUUUGAGGUUGCGGGAAUGGCAUGUUGCUCAACGGGGACAUUUGAGAUGAGUUACCUAUGUAGUGAGAAAAGUCCAUUGACGUGCACUGACGCUAAUAAGUACAUCUUUUGGGACGCUUUCCAUCCAACUGAGAAAACUAAUCAUAUUAUCACCUCUCACCUUAUUCCUCUCCUUAAAACCAAGUUUCUUCGAUAAUUUAUUAUCGAAGAAUAUAUUUUUUGCUCCAUGUUGUUGUAUUAAAAAACAUUUAUACAUAUAUAUACACUGGCGACAUGCUACAAGUAUGUGUUUCCUCUACCCAUGUAUUUGGUUUUUUUUCCAAUCCAAGUGUUUACCUUCUUUUGAUUAA
This is a messenger RNA of Cannabis sativa, 1441 nucleotides long. Its product is annotated as GDSL esterase/lipase At2g42990. The record is from RefSeq and is a predicted model, not a curated record. Gene Ontology annotation, molecular function: hydrolase activity, acting on ester bonds. Bases 193 to 1287 code for a protein of 364 amino acids. The transcript has 3 exons. NCBI's taxonomy places the organism in Eukaryota, Viridiplantae, Streptophyta, Magnoliopsida, Rosales, Cannabaceae.